AUGGCCGGCAAGGACUACGUGUUUUCGGCCACGGACGAUCCCAUUUUGAAGCAGCCACCCAAGACGGCGCUGGACCCCGAGGAGAUCAAGGGGGUGUUCGGCUACCCGCGAGACGUGAGGGAGAGGUUUCAUUUCGGAGAGGUGAUUGGGACGGGUAGCUAUGGAGUGGUGCGCCGGUGCAUUGAGAAGGAGUCCCACAAAGAGUAUGCAGUCAAGACACUGCCCAAGACCCCCAAGAAAGGUCCACCCACACCACGAUAUCUCCUGAAGUUGCGAAACGAGGUGGAUGUAAUGCGGCAAGUUGGCAACAGCCUCAAUGCUGUGCAUUUGCUGGGAGCCUAUGAGGACGACCACGAGAUCCAUCUGGUCAUGGAGCUCUGCACAGGGGGACCCCUGCUCGACAGGCUGCUGACUCACAAGCGCUCUGAACAGGACAUAGCGCAGAUUGCUCGAUCCAUCCUACAGUUCAUAGCACAGUGCCAUGCCAAGGGGAUCGUGUACCGUGACGUCAAGACGGACAACUUUCUAUUUCAGAGCAAGGCGGAUGGGAGCCCUCUGAAGGCGACUGACUUUGGACUGUCCAUUCGGCACUGGCCCAAUGAGCCGCCCAUGAAGUCAAGAACAGGCACCCCUGCGUACAUGGCACCUGAGCUGAUCAUGCAGAACUACACCGAGCUGGCAGAUGUGUGGUCUGUGGGCAUGCUGACCUACCAGCUGCUCACGGGGCGUUUCCCCUAUUGGGACGACAUCAGCAAGUGCAGCCUGAAGCAGCUGUGGGCCGCCAUCGUUACAAAGGAUGUGGACCUCGAUCGGCCUGACUUGGUUGGCAGUCUGUCAGAAGGUGCACGAAGCUUUCUGAAGAUGCUGUUGGUCAGGAAUCCCGAUGACAGGCCCUCAGCACACGAGGCCCUAAUGCACCCUUGGGUCAUGGAGGGAGGCACCGCCACGGCCCUCCCACUUCAGGGCAGUGUGGUGCAGAGGUUGCAGCGCUUUGCCACUUAUGGCGACCUGAAGCAGUUGGUGCUCAAAAGGAUAUCAGAGCUGCACCUGGAAGAAGGCGCUGUCGGUGGCGAGCUGCGUGACCUGUUUGACCAACUGGAUGUUGACAGCAGUGGGUGGCUGUCGUUGGACGAGCUGUCCCAUGGUCUCCGGGCUCAGGGCUACAGCCUGUCCGAUGAGGAGGCCCGGCAGCUCAUGUCAGAGGUGGACGUGGACGGGAACGGAAAACUGGACUUUGACGAGUUCAUGGCGACUCUGGUGGACUGGAAUGAGGUACAAAUAUAUCGAGCGGACUUGGAUCGAAUUUUUGGGGAGAUGGACACAGAUGGCGAUGGCUUCAUUUCUCUGGCUGAGAUCGCCGAAUAUCUGCCAUCAUACCUGCCUCUCUCCAGUGAGAGUGGCGACAGCGGAGAUGACAGGAUGACGAUAGCAAAGCGCAUGCUGCGGGAGGCGGACAAGAACGAGGAUGGUUUCAUAUCGAGGGAUGAGUUCAACCACCUCAUGGUAAAGUCAAUGGGGCCCGACUCCCUUGACCAGUACGACAGCCGCAUCAUGAAGCCUGAUACGCCACGGCAGAGUGCAGCGCCACGACAGGGAGCCACUAAACGGGGGGGCUGA
Ostreobium quekettii is the source of this 1617-nucleotide messenger RNA. The record is from the annotation of a GenBank genome assembly. NCBI's taxonomy places the organism in Eukaryota, Viridiplantae, Chlorophyta, Ulvophyceae, Bryopsidales, Ostreobiaceae.